This is a messenger RNA of Symbiodinium natans, 2256 nucleotides long. The record is from the annotation of a GenBank genome assembly. NCBI's taxonomy places the organism in Eukaryota, Dinophyceae, Suessiales, Symbiodiniaceae.
AUGCUCAUUCGGGUGCUCCUGAUCAGCCUGGCACUCCUGGCCGUUGUCUACAUCUUGAAGGCAGCCCUUCUGCAACUGACCUCCGAUGAUGUGGUCAGUGACGAAGCUGAUGGGGCCUUGAGCCAAAACAAUUCCUGGACCGAUGUGGAGCGAGCGCUGCAAGCCUUCAGGAGUGGUGACGAUUCCAAGGCUCUGGCGAUCCUCACUGGCUGCACGAAAGAGGACUCCGAUGCGGAGAGCCGGCUGGAGAGCGCUGCGUGUAAAACCUCCCUGGGUGAGCUCCACUGGGUCGGAGCCGGGGUGCCACGCAACCUGACACGAGCCAAGGAGCUCUUCGAGGAAGCGGCCGCGGUCGGCGAGCCGGAUGCGCAGUACAACCUGGCCAUCCUCUAUGCGUCCUCGGCAGAGAGCAGCGACGACUUGCGACGAAACGAGGCCAUGGCCGUCCUGCACCUGUAUGCCGCCUCCACAGCAGGCCAUCCGGGUGCCUUGAUGGCCAUGGGCUACAGGCACCUGCAUGGCUAUGGCGUGCCGCAGGCUUGCACCACGGCAGCCCUGAACUACAUCGAUGUGGCAAAGGGUAUUGCCAACAUUUACUCCUCUGGCAUGCCCCAAGCCGUCGAGCUGGUGAGAUUGAACCUUCCGCAGAAGGACCGGAAGGUCAUGAGUAGUUCCGAGCUGAACCUCUUCGUGCAGAUCGCCACUAGCGGGGACAGCGCUGUUGCCGCAGCUAUCGGGAAGCGCUACCUCCUGGGGAUUGAGGGCUUCAAGCAAGACUACCAGAAGGCCAAGCAGUACCUGAAGAUGGCCGCCAACAGGCAGCACUCCGGGGCGCUGGCACUUCUCGGGUACAUGUACUGCCUAGGCCUUGGCACGCCCCAGAACUUGGAGACGGCGUAUGCCUACUUCGUCACUGCAGCUUCCUCGAACGACCCACUGGGGCACAAUGGUCUGGGAUACAUCUACUUCCGCGGCACGAAUGCGCAGGCUCGGAACCUCCGCCUGGCCUUCAAGCACUUCAAUGAGUCGGCCUUUGGCGGCUCUUCGGAUGGGAUGUUCAACCUGGCCAGCAUGUACCUCACGGGUUCAGGGACGGAGCAAAGCUUCCAGAAGGCCGUGCUGUACUACACGCAGGCUUUAGACCGUGGUCACACUCCUGCUGCCUACUCUCUUGCUGUCAUGCACUUGAACGGCAUCGGGACUGUGCGCGAUUGCGACAUCGCUGUUAACCUCCUGAAGAAGGUUUGCGAGCGUGGUGAGUGGGUGUCAAGCAAGCUAGUCAGUGCUUACGACUUCAGUGAGAAGCAGCCGGACAAAGCUGCCCUCAUGUUCCUCAAGCUUGCUGAGGCUGGCCACGAGGUCUCGCAGAUGAAUGCUGCCCAUCUUUUCGACCAUGGGCAUGCUUCUCUGCUGGCACCCGAGCCUGCCUCAGACCCUCCUGCUCGCCACGAUGACUUCUUCUGGGAUGCUUCGCCUCGACAGCCUGGCCAAAAUGUGGCCCAGCGCUUUUACGAGCUCUCGGCCGAGCAGGGCAGUGCCUCGUCGGAGCUGCGCUUGGGGGAUUAUGCCUACUAUGGUUGGGGCAUGUCUGCGCGCUUCACCGAGACACCCUUGCCAUUAGAGACGGAGGAGGUGAGCGAAGUCAAGCCCGAGACAGGCGAGGGUGGCUGGGAGGACUUCCCAUUACCCUCCAUCUACACGAACGAUAAGGUGGAGCUCCACCCUCAACCCGUUGACUACGAGGCUGCACUGGCCCGCUACCGGAAAACGGCCGACAUGACCGUGACGGGUGAGUGGAUGCAGUCCUUCGUCGCCCGGGCAUCCUUCAACUUGGGCUUCAUGCACCAGUUCGGAAUCGGAAUCGUGCAGGACCUGAACAUGGCGAAGCAGUUUUACUUUCGGUGUCGAGAGGUCGACCCGAGUGGGCUGCACGCACCCGUGACCAUUGCCCUGGCCGCUCUUGCUGGCCAUGUGCUAUUUCUGCGACUUCCAUCGCAAGAAGAGAUGAUCAAGCGGCUGUCCGCCGACAUGCGGCUGCAUGUGCUGUUUCUCCACAUAGUCGCAAUCUUGAUUCUGGCGUGCCUCCACUGCUUCCUGUCAAGCAGACGGCGAACUGUGCCACCGCGAGCACGCCGUCGCGACCAGACCUCUCCGACGGCCGCAACGCAGCCGGCGCUGGGAGAGAGACAAUCAGGAAGCCUCACGCAGACGGCGGGGGAGAGCCGGCGAGCUGCCGGCCACGUGGUGCUCGACUGA